This is a messenger RNA of Ruditapes philippinarum (Manila clam), 937 nucleotides long. Its product is annotated as COMM domain-containing protein 8-like. The record is from RefSeq and is a predicted model, not a curated record. The coding region runs from base 82 to 633 and encodes 183 amino acids. Lineage: Eukaryota; Metazoa; Mollusca; Bivalvia; Venerida; Veneridae. The transcript is spliced from 5 exons.
CGCGGUAGUUCAUUGGUUUAUUUUAAAGAUUACAUCCAAUCAAAUAACUGUUUCUAAUUUGACAACCACCUGACAGACAAGAUGGCUGCCCCCAUGGAAAAUUUCGAGCUUUUGAAAAAAAUUGAGAUUAAAUCUGCUGCAAAUUUGUUACACAGACUUGUAGAUGGAACUUGCCACAGACCAAGACCAAGUUAUGAUGAAUUUUCCAAAGUAUGGUCGCUACAAGACUGGUGGACUCUAACUGAUGCAUAUACCGAUCUUUUCAAGGAAGCUGUGAAAAAUACUUGGACCAAAGACAUGCUGCUUGAAAACCUAGAAGGCCUGGAUGCAGAUUAUAAGUCAGUGAUAUUUGAUGUUAUUGACAGUAGAAGAGCUGAUAUCAGAGGACAAUUGUUAUGUGACAGUCAUGCUAUAUCACAGGCUAAUAUGACUGAUUUUGAUUGGAAAUUAAAGUUGGUGAUGUCAAGUGAUAAAAUAUCAAGUGUGCAAGAGCCAGUGCUCGCCCUGGAUAUGGAAGUGCAGACAACAGACGGAAGAAAAACAGUGUCAGUUGAAUUGAAUAAAGAACAACUUAGUAACAUGAUAAACAGUUUAGAGGGAGCUAACAAGGCCUUGGUGCAGUUGAAGUCGUGACCUGUAUACUAGUUAGGUCUAUAUGGGGCCAGCAGUAUUCAACAUUCAACAAUAUGUGCUAGAGACACUAUCUUCCCAUUAAUUGUGCAAUAAAUUAUAUUUUGUUAUAAAUAAUUGUUAUAUCAAUAUAUGAUAAUUCUGAUUUUAGUUUGUGAAUACAUUGUAUAUGAAAUUGAUGUAAUUGUGUAAAUAAUUGUAAGAGAAUUAUUUCUUUACUGAAUAAGUGUGCAUAUUUGUUUUUGUUAUUCUAAACAAAUGUUGUUAUUUGAUUGUUUGUGAACACAUUGAUGGACCAUUGUUUCAA